Molecule: messenger RNA, 1594 nt
Organism: Linepithema humile (Argentine ant)
Lineage: Eukaryota; Metazoa; Arthropoda; Insecta; Hymenoptera; Formicidae
Gene: Acat1
Product: Acetyl-CoA acetyltransferase 1
Biological process (GO): fatty acid beta-oxidation
Cellular component (GO): mitochondrion
Molecular function (GO): acetyl-CoA C-acetyltransferase activity
Source: RefSeq, a predicted model, not a curated record
ACAGAAAGUAAUAGAGAUAUAUAUUAAAAAUAGAGACAUAUCUUUUUGAAAAAUGUACAGAUAUGCCAAGUGAUAUUUACAUAUGUGCGGAGCAAAGGUUAAAUUCUCGUAUCAUUACGGCACCAUUUUGCGCCGAUAGUAUACUCACAGUGAUCGCACAGUAGUACAGUUCUUUUUUUUUUAGUAAAAAGUAUUACUUGUUAUUUAUUAAUUAUGGCAAUGAUAAUGAGAUUAACUAAGAUGAAUAUCAUGAACAGGCGUUUAUAUAGUUCCAAAGUCAAAUUGAACGAUGUCGUAAUUGUCAGUGCUGUGCGAACUCCAAUGGGUUCAUUUCUUGGUUCCUUAUCAAGCAUAUCAGCUACCAAACUUGGCGCCGUAGCUGUCCAAGCAGCUGUUGAAAGAGCUAGUAUUGCCAAAGAACAGGUUAAAGAAGUAUAUCUGGGCAAUGUUUGUCAAGGUUUCUUAGGUCAAGCACCAGCAAGACAGGCUGCAUUAUUUUCAGGUCUUCCAAAAUCAACAAUAUGUACUACAGUAAACAAAGUCUGUGCAAGUGGUAUGAAAAGUGUUAUGCUGGCUUCUCAAUCCUUGCAAUGUGGCCAUCAAGAAAUUGUUUUAGCUGGUGGCAUGGAAUCUAUGUCUAAUGUACCAUAUUAUUUAGCACGUGGUGAAACAUCAUACGGUGGAGUAAAACUUGAGGAUGGUAUCGUAUUUGAUGGAUUGACUGAUGUUUAUAAUAAAUGUCACAUGGGUAACUGUGCUGAAAUAUAAAAGAGUUAACUUUGAAAAGUUCGGCAAAUUGAGCACAGUUUUUCAGAAAGAAAAUGGUACAGUAACGGCUGGAAAUGCAUCUACUUUAAAUGAUGGUGCCGCUGCAUUAAUUUUAACCACCAGCGAGGUUGCUCAAAAACUGAAUCUUAAGCCCUUGGCUAGAAUUGUUGCUUUUCAAGAUGCUGCAACGGAUCCUAUUGAUUUUCCAAUCGCACCAGCUCUUGCAGUGCCCUCGCUACUUGAAAAUGCUGGAGUUAACAAAAAUGAUGUAGCUCUUUGGGAAAUCAAUGAAGCAUUUAGCGUAGUAGCUGUGGCAAAUCAGAAAUUACUCGAUAUUGAUCCUGCUAAGGUAAAUGUUCAUGGUGGUGCUGUUUCGCUUGGACAUCCUAUAGGCAUGUCGGGAGCACGUAUUAUAGUACAUUUGGUGCAUGCUCUUAAAGCUGGAGAAAAGGGUAUUGCAUCAAUUUGCAAUGGAGGCGGUGGUGCAUCAUCGAUUCUGAUUGAGAAAUUGUAUCAUCCAGUAUCAUCCUUUCCACCAAAAUUAACAUUAUAUACGAAAAAUCCAUGUCCACUUUGUGAAGUUCUAAAAAACCAAUUACAUUUGCAUUUCACUGGACGUUAUCAGUUAGAAGAAAUUGACAUCACUGCUCAAGGAAGCGAACGGUAUUUUAAAUUAUAUCAGUAUGACAUACCAGUUCUUUUUUUAGAAGGUCAGUAUUUAUGCAAACAUCGAUUAGAUGUUGAUUUGUUAGAAAAAAGACUUAAUGACUUAGUUUCAAGAAAAGAUAUAUAUUGAUAAUAAGUUCGUAUUAUUAUCAACUUCAUU